UCUUCUCCGCCAUUUUAAUUUGUUUGCGUGGUUUCGCUAUCACCUCGCAAUCAUCAUUUAAACCCUAUUUUUACCAACAAGUAACGAUGAGUAGCUAUCCACGAGCACCCCCAGAUAUCCAUGGGAUGACAUCCCUCAAAGUUGACAACUUAACUUAUUGUACAACCGUUGAAGAUCUCCGUAGAUCAUUCGAGGAGUUCGGAGAAAUCGGGGACGUGUACAUUCCCCGCGACCGAUACUCGCGCGAGAGCCGUGGCUUCGCGUUCAUUAGGUUCACCCAAAGAAAGCACGCUGAAAGAGCGAUUCACAGCCUUGAUGGUACAAAGUUAGAUGGCCGAAAGAUAACUGUCCAGCUUGCCAAAUAUGGUCGUCCACAAGAGCCAUACCGUCGACCACGAGGUGGACGUUAUGGAGGUGGUGGAGGCGGUGGAAGAAGAGAUGGUGGUCGUUAUGGUGGAAGUAGGUACAGCAGAUCCAGGUCCAGAUCUCCAGUGUAUCGCCGUGACAGGUAUGACAGGUCAAGGAGCAGGUCGCCAUACGCCAGCCGCAUGAGAGGCAGGUCAAGGAGUCGUAGCUCCUCUAUCAGCGAAAGGAUGCCACGAAACAAUGUACAGCUGUCGAGGUCCAGGUCAAGGUCUUUAGAGCGACAUCAUCAUCACCAUUCAAGGUCAAGGUCGAUUGAGCGACCUCAUCGUCAUUCAAGGUCAAGGUCAAGGAGCAACUCCUAGGAAGAUGGUUCAUUCAACUUGUGAUAGGAUGGAUGUUCGGACUGUGAAGAUAUGCUAGUGGCAGCAUCAUAACAUACACAUGACCAGUUCCACGAUGGUAAGGUUUUUGAAAUUCUGAGAACUUAGAGCAUGAAGUUAAAGACUGGUUGAGCAUUUUAAACACUCUUCAUAGAGAGUCUGUGAAGUAUCAUUUGCCUGUGUAAAUAUAUAUCUUGCUUUAAUCUGGAGUUGUAUUAUGCUAUUGGAAUAUAUGGAUGCAUUCGGUUGUUAUCAUAACCUUUGUCAAAAUAAAACAUAAGACGCGUUCAGCAGUUGAAACGCUUCUUAUUGACCAGUGAAAAGUUCCGUCUUCUGUGUCUAAAGACUCUGUUAUUGCCACAACUUGGGGGUCUCUACCCUGUUCCAUUGUGAAAAAUUGUUAAUUUGGAUAUUGUGCCAUGUUCUGUCGUCAUUGUAUAACACUUGCAUGCCUCGUUCAGUGAAUCAUUCAACACGAAAGCUCUGCAGCUGGCACCUCGAGGUUCUGUUGUCUUUGAAAUCAACAUGCAAAUACUAACUUCCAUUGAUGCUUUGUUUCAAAUUGAUGAAUAGAACUUGAAUAUUUUUUUAUACUGUUUGAUUUACGAAUUCCCAAAUAUUUCGCUGCAGCCGAUUUAUAUUUUGAAACAUUACUGAAUUUUUGGCCCAUGUAGAUGAUUUUAUUGUUGAAGUAUGCUUUAAGUGAAGCUCAUGUGCAUGCAUUAUAAGAUUUAUUCAUCAUAUUCCUGCAGUUCUUGUCAAAACAAUUUGACUUUGUCUCAAAGUCUUCCUGGUAUUUUGUUCUAAAACUGUUGGUGAUCAGUGAAUGCGUACGUAAACUGCAAGGAAAACAACUUCUGAUGAUAUCCAAAAAUAUUUUUAAUUGUUACUGAAGUCUGUUCUGCUGAGUACAGUUUUAAAUGUGCAUGAUUUGUUGUCCAACAGUUGUGAAGGCAAAUUGCUCUGAAAAGAUACAAAGACAUUUUCAGGAUAGCUGGAAAUCAGCUUUUGGUUAGUUAUUUUCAUGACUAUUUGUAGUAUUGCAUUUUGAUCCUUCUUCUUCAAAGAAUUUUAUCUAUUUUUUGUAGCACUUAGAAAGUGUUGUCACGGAUAAUAUGUUACUUCAGAGGAAUAUGCCUUAACAAAAAAGCUUUGUGUGUAGCUUUAGUUCUGUAGCUGCUGAAUAAAUGCCUGGUUUGGUAGUCCUUCACUCUUGGUAGAAUGAGAAUAGUGCCUCCAUCUUAAAAACCUUUUUUCUUCCUUGACAAAAGGUUAUCGUUGUUUCAACCGAUUUCAAAUGGCUAUAAAUGUAGUAUUUCAUUAAGAGCAAUACCUAAGCCCAUUUAGAAAACCGACUUGGUAAAUUAAUAAUUUGAUAGAUUGGUAAAUUCACUUGGUACAUACUGAAUUUGUCAGGAUUAUUUGAUUUCUGGGUUCAAAAGCCUAUCGGCCAUCAAACUCAAUUUUGCAGGAGUCACAAGUUGACAGCCCUGGCAUGUUCAUCCAGCAAGCGAUUCUCAUUCUAACCAUCUACCAUUCUCAUGCAUGAAAAAAAUCAAUCAAUAAAUUUCAUUAACCAGUUUUCUUUUUCCUGUGUCAUAUAGGAGCAGUAAGGUGUUGUGCUGAAAUAAAUGCAGUGCAGUGCAGGGUUGGAGCAGUAAGCAGUACGGUCUGGAGCGGUCCAGAUGAGAGAGAGUGGGUGCAUGCUGUUUUGCUGUUACCAUGGUUACUUGCGGCUGCUGCUGUUGGUACGGGACCCGGGAUUAGCUGAUUCUUGAUCGGUGCGGGAGCUGGGAUUGGCCGAUUCUGAUAUCCUGGUGUAUUUACCAAAACACACACGAGUUGCUGCGCUUCUCUUCGUGAAGGAUGCUGGGGGCUGUUUCAUUUCAAUUAGAUAAGAAAGCUGUUUGAAAAGACUUGUCCUGUUGAUUCUGCUGCUCACGUCAUGGCUUAGCUGUUGACAUCUUCACUUAAGGAGGAGCUGAUAAUGGGAGGCGCACACCUGUUUGUCUUGGUAAUUUGAUUCAUCCAGUUUCAAAGUCUCAAAGGGAAAAACGUGGCACUCGCACAUCAGAUAGGGGGGUGAUAUUCAAUGAUAUGUUUUGGUAUCAAUCAGUAGCCUGACCUGCAUUUUUCAAGCUAAACAGAUAGUCUGUGUGACGAAUUCAGGUCAAUCAGACUGAAGUAGUGGCCUUGAUUGAGGCAGAAGUUAACAACUUUUUAAUCUAGAUUUAACCCACUGAACACUUGUCUUUGACCAUUUGGCCAGUUAUUUUUUAUUUUUGCUGAAAGGCUGACAUUUCAUUCCCAUUUAAAGUGUGCCCUUUUUCAACAAACUAACAAACGUGCCCUUUUUUGGCAAAAAGUGCUAUGCCCUUUUAAAAGAGAACUUGAUGCCCGACUUAAUUUAAGACAUGCAUUCAAUUCUUUUGUCAAAAGGAAACACGAGAUUGCAGCCCUGAACAGUUUUAUCAGACUGGCACAGGGAAAUAUUAAAAUGCUUAUUGUAUAUGUUUGAUUGCUCUCUGAAUUAGUAAAGGAUUCCUCGCUCUUCUUAACUGCCAAGGUGGAAACAGUAUUUUUGAAAGUCCAUCCAAAUAUAUCAUAGCAUUGACAUUCUUCGAUCACUGAGGAAAAGGCUGUUUUAACUCGCAUUUGGUGUAUUUAGGUAGUUCAAGUUGUGUUAAAAGUAUACCUGUGUUUAAGAAUACUUAAUGAAAAAACUGAUAUGUGUGUGAGAAUACUUGAUGAAAAAAACUGAUAUGAAGAAAGGCUUCAUGACAAAGUUGCAUCACUCACGAAUUGUCAGUGGAACAUUCAUAAUUUUACUCUCUUGGCAUUUUGAAAGGAGGUCUUGGCUGGCUUAUUUUCGUGUAUUGUCUUUGAUAAUAAUGUUCACUUUGGGUCCAGGCAUCAGUAAAUUCCUGCAGGCAUUGUGCUUGCACGGAUGGUAGUAAAAAGUUUUUAUCGAAGAUAAUGAAUCGAGAUAGACUUGGCUGAACACCACCGUCUGUGAAUUCAACAAGUUUCUCACAUUAUUUCAUUGUAUAUAUUCAUAUUCAUUGUAUUUUUUUUAAAGGGGGAAAGAAUGAAUGGGAACGUGGUGAGAUAUGUACGUGUAUGUUUCAAAAUAAAAUAGAUGUCGUUAUAUACUGAA
Messenger RNA from Lineus longissimus, 3903 nucleotides. RefSeq names its product serine/arginine-rich splicing factor 2-like. Bases 87 to 728 code for a protein of 213 amino acids. Gene Ontology annotation, molecular function: RNA binding. The transcript has 3 exons. The record is from RefSeq and is a predicted model, not a curated record. NCBI's taxonomy places the organism in Eukaryota, Metazoa, Nemertea, Pilidiophora, Heteronemertea, Lineidae.